This is a messenger RNA of Colletotrichum godetiae, 921 nucleotides long. RefSeq lists its product as uncharacterized. The transcript has a single exon. The record is from RefSeq and is a predicted model, not a curated record. NCBI's taxonomy places the organism in Eukaryota, Fungi, Ascomycota, Sordariomycetes, Glomerellales, Glomerellaceae. Bases 1 to 921 code for a protein of 306 amino acids.
AUGCAGAGCCUAGUUACGGCGUCUCCAAUCUCCUCCCUUUCAACAACUUCUGUUCAAAAAUUUGUGUGGGAGAGUCUUUGUGGCGAAGACUUGACGCUUCUGGCCGAGUCAGAUCUCGCCAGUCCUCUGCUGGCUGAAAUCGCACACGGCCAUCUCGUCAACGGUGUCAAAGUCUGUACUUCGUCUCUGUAUGCCGACGUUGGCCUUCUCCUGGGCAUUUACAUCCUUAGCAGUCACCGUCCAGACUUGGUGGGCUACGCAGUCAAUGUUCAACACAUGCAAGUCUACAAGCCCCUUAUCCUGAAAGAUGAUGCAAGCGGUGUAUCGAUCUUCACGCCUUUCUGUAUUGAAGUGAACUAUCGAGUCGACACCAUGAUGGCGUCCAUGUCAAUUCGAAGCGGUGGCUCUCAUCACGACGGGCCUGACACAAAGCAUGUCGAUUGCGGGAUGUGUUUCAAGAAUUCCAAAGAUUGGGGAGCGGAGUGGGAUCGUCAAGCCUAUUUAAUCAAACGCAGUAUCGAGUAUCUCGAGAACCGAGCAACCCAAGGACUUGACAGCACGCUUGCAACGGGUAUGAUCUUCAGAGUCUUUUCCUCGCUGGUCGACUACCACAAAGAUGGCUUCAAAGGAUUACGAGAAGUGGUUUUGCACAGUGAAGAGCUCGAGAGCACAGCGAAGGUCCGAUUUCGCGGCCCUUGUGGAAGCUUCUACUGCAACCCAACUUGGAUUGACAACUGCGGGCAGGCGACUGGAUUUCUCAUGAACUGCCAUCAAACCACACCGCGAGACUACGUCUAUGUGAACCACGGAUGGAAGUCUAUGGAGUUGGCCAGAGACUUCCAAGAGGACACCACCUACCGCACCUACAUUUACAUGAGGCCUGUCGAUGACACCAAAUUUGCAGGCGAUUUGUUUAUCUAA